CCAAAAAGCAACGCCCCCGGGUGGGCUUGAACCACCAACCUUUCGGUUAACAGCCGAACGCGCUAACCAAUUGCGCCACGGAGGCAGAUGACUGCGUAGGCGAAAUACCUAACUACAAGCCCAAUGCAAUAGAACAACGUAUGACUGAGACAACAAUAUCAUUAAAUCGCUUACCUGAGAAACCUGUUUGGAGCUUUCAUGGCCCCUUCACUUCUAUUCGAUAAAGAUCACACAAAAGACUCUGUGUUCAAGAUUCUUCAUACAAAAUUGCGACGAAAUUAAUGUUGUUGGAAAGCUAUAGUGCUCAACAGUGUUUAUUAUGACUCGAUUCAACGCCCGUUUGAGGUUAUGUUGACAAGUUAAGUUUAUUCGAAAGCGUAUUUAGUAAAUACAUCGGUUUUGUUUGUUUAAUUGUUGAAAUAAUGAAUUAAACAAGUGUCUUGGUGAUGUUUUGUGUUUAAAUAGCAAAGACCUUGAGGUUAAAAGAGUGUUUUUGUGUCAUAAAGUUGUUCUCGCGUUUGUUUUGGUUGUAAAAACUUAGUGUACAUUAUUUCUUUCGUUGGUAUUUAAAUUAUCGUGUAAUCUAAACAAGUCGUCUAAUAAACAUUAAAGUGAUAACAAAGUGUUUAAGUGUUGUUUCGUGUUUUUAAGUGUAAAUGGCUAAUCGAGUCCCGGGGACUUGUUGUGCCGCGUCGGUGGAAAGGGCCGGCUUGCCAGGUCUCCUAAGGGAUCUUCAGCGACUCUCCGAAGACCAAGAUUCUGCAGACAUCGUUUUCAUCUUGGGAACGUCGGAGGAGAAAGUCUAUGCUCAUCGGAUUAUUCUAGUAGCCAGAUGCAAGAGUUUCCAAAAUACGAAGCGCGGCGAAGUAUGUCGCAUCCCGGGCUGCACGGUGACGCCAUCUGUCGGCGCGCCCGUGCCAGUUCGCAUGCCUCACGUACAGCCUGAAACCUUCCGACUGUUCAUACAAUACGUCUACACCGGCAAGCUACUACUUCAAGAUUCAGGCGUAUUUGAAAUGAUGACGUUGUCAGCGGAUUUAGGCGUAGAAGACCUCCGCGCGGCGUGUGAAGACCAUGUUACCUCUACUUUGAGCGUAGAAAGUGCUUGUACUUUGCUAGCAGCUGCUAUGGAUAUUCAAGAUCGUCCAGGUGGUAAAAGCGCCACAUCAUUCCUGGAGCGCUGCGUGGCGUUCAUCGGCGAGCACGCGGCGGACUGCGUGAGGACCAACGCGUUCCUCAACCUGCCCAAGGACGCGCUCAUCAAACUCCUGUCUUCUGACUCCCUAUGUUUAGAAGAGGAGGAAGUAUGGCGUUGCGCGCUAGCCUGGGCGAAGCAACGCGCAGGUGUCACCCAGCCUUGCGCCCACUGGACUGAAGAGGAGCGCGCCCGGGUGUGUCACCAUCUGGGGCCGCUUAUGACGCAUGUUCGGCUCCUGCUUAUUGACAGUUGUGUAUUCGCGGAGGAAGUGGAGCCAACCGGCGCAGUGCCAAUGGAGUUGUCUUUGGAGCGCUACAGGCGAGCCGCUUUAACAGCGCCUCAUCAUCAUACGCACGACUCGCGCACCAGACCUAGGCUAGCCGUGAACAUGUUCGCCGGCUCCGUCAUCCUGCAACAAGAGAAGAGCGCAUAUCAAGCUGUAAUCAAUAACUGGUGUGGCACCGGUAAACAAGUAUGGCGUCUGCUGUUCCGUGCGUCGGUGCACGGCUUCAGUGCGAGCGCUUUUCACAAGCAAUGCGAUAACGUCGCACCCGUUUUAGUACUAGUGCAGUUAUCCCGUGGCGAAGUGGUCGGCGGCUUCAGCGAGGCGGCGUGGGCGGGCGGCGGCGCGGGCGGCUACCUGCCCGCCGAGCGCGCCUUCCUGUUCGCGCUGCCUUCUGCACCGGGGCAGAGUCCUGUCAAACAUCCGCUGUUGAAGAAGGCCUUCGCGUUAUGUUACCAUCCGGAUUGCGGCCCAAUAUUCGGCGCAGGCGCCGACUUACUCAUCUCCAGCAACUGCAACGCCAACAGCGAUAGCUACAGUAACCUCCACUCUUACGGGGCUCCUGAUGCUUCGGGGUCACUUGCACCCGACUACAACUUCACUGUGCGCGACUACGAAGUUUUCACCUAUAAACACAACUGACUACGGAAACCGUAAGGAGCUCCUGAAGCUUCAGGGUCACUUGCACCCGACUACAACUUCACUGUGCGCGACUACGAAGUUUUCACAUAUAAACACAACUGACUACGGAAACCGUAAGGAGCUCCUGAAGCUUCAGGGUCACUUGCACCCGACUACAACUUCACUGUGCGCGACUACGAAGUUUUCACCUAUAAACACAACUGACUACGGAAACCGUAAGGAGCUCCUGAAGCUUCAGGGUCACUUGCACCCGACUACAACUUCACUGUGCGCGACUACGAAGUUUUCACAUAUAAACACAACUGACUACGGAAACCGUAAGGAGCUCCUGAAGCUUCAGGGUCACUUGCACCCGACUACAACUUCACUGUGCGCGAUUACGAAGUUUUCACAUAUAAACACAACUGACUACGGAAACCGUAAGAGGCUCCUGACGCUUCAGGGUCACUAACAACCGACAACAACUUCACUGUGCGCGACUACGAAGUUUUCACAUAUAAAAACACAACUGACUAUUGCAAACUAUACUCUCACCUGGCGCACUCACUACAGCAACGAUGCGGGCCUUGACGCUUCAGGAUCACUAGCACCCAACAACUCCAGCUAGCAAACUACUCCAACUGCACUAACUAUGCGCGACAUACUUAUAAUAUGUAUAGACACAAUUCUAUACGUGUUAUCUCUUAAAAAUACUUUUAUUGUAUAUUUUAUAUAUGACCUGUGGCACCAUAUGGAAUUAAUUAUGUGAUCGUCUUUCUGCUUAGUUGAUAAGUCUUCUUGAUACUUUUAAGCUCGAAGUAAUAGAGGUAUAUAAUUCUUGCCACAAAACAUUA
Messenger RNA from Cydia splendana, 2956 nucleotides. RefSeq lists its product as uncharacterized. The record is from RefSeq and is a predicted model, not a curated record. The transcript is spliced from 10 exons. Gene Ontology annotation, molecular function: protein binding. Bases 657 to 2123 code for a protein of 488 amino acids. NCBI's taxonomy places the organism in Eukaryota, Metazoa, Arthropoda, Insecta, Lepidoptera, Tortricidae.